AUGAACGGCGGUACAAACGUCCCCCUCCCACAAGCACAACCUGUAGACAAAAAUUUCCAGCAACAAGGAUAUACACAAUACCAACAGUUCCAAGGACAACAACAGCAACAAAUGUACCAACAAAUACAGCCAGGACAACAACAACAACAAUUUUUCGACCCCCAACCCGGACAACAACCACAACAACUGGGACAACAACAACCGUCACAACAACCACAGUUCGAUACUGUUUUAGUUAAAACCCUAAUCGAACAAUAUUUGCAGUACUAUUAUAACUAUCAACAAAUCAUAUACGAAUUGGAGAAAAAAGGAAUAUCACAGGACGUCACAACUUAUGUUCUUCAAAUCCUUAUCGCACAAAACAGAGAGUAUUUCAUCGCCUAUGAAAUUCGUGUCACACUCAAUGACCAAAUCGACCGAUUCAAUAAAUUCAUUCGUCGUCACUUCCAGGUCGCUGCUCAACAAGUGAUGCAACAACCCCCCGGAGCUGCUUUACAUGCUCCACUCAAUAAUCAAGGCUCACAGAUGUCACAAUCGAUCCCUCCACAACCAAUUCAACAACAACAAAACAUCGUACCACAACAGUCUCAACCUAUUCAACAGAGUGCACAGAUGCCACAGACGCUCCCACAACAAGCUCAACAACAACAAAACCCACCAAUGUCAUUCACAAACGACAUGUCGGGGGACUAUGCAAACAGCUUCAUCUCUUCUUUCCAAGGCGACCAAUCACUCGGUAUGUAA
Messenger RNA from Entamoeba invadens IP1, 744 nucleotides. RefSeq names its product alpha/beta-gliadin A-V precursor, putative. Lineage: Eukaryota; Evosea; Mastigamoebida; Endamoebidae. The transcript is spliced from 2 exons. Bases 1 to 744 code for a protein of 247 amino acids. The record is from RefSeq and is a predicted model, not a curated record.